This is a messenger RNA of Clonostachys byssicola, 1596 nucleotides long. The record is from the annotation of a GenBank genome assembly. Lineage: Eukaryota; Fungi; Ascomycota; Sordariomycetes; Hypocreales; Bionectriaceae.
AUGACAACGCCCGUUGACAUUGAAGCUCUUGUCGUAGGUGCCGGCAUGGCCGGUAUCUACUCGACGUAUCGUCUUACUCGACUUGGACUGAAGGUUCAAUGCAUCGACUGCGCCAGUGAUGUUGGCGGCACAUGGUAUUGGAACACCUACCCAGGAGCUAUGAGCGACACGGAGUCAUACCUUUACCGUUAUUCGUGGGACAAAGAAGAUCUUCAAACCUAUCCCUGGCCGCGCCAUUAUCUCUACCAGCCCGAGAUCCUCGAGUAUCUCCGGCACGUGGUUGCAAAGUACGACCUUAGAAAACAUAUGCGCUUCGAAACAGAAAUGCAGGCAGCAAAAUGGGACGACGAGUCCAAAAGGUGGACAGUAUCUUGUUCAGCCGGGCUAACUUUCCGUGCUCGGUAUCUUGUCAACUGUUUGGGGCUCUUGUCAAAGCCAAAUUACCCCGAUAUCUCUGGGAUUGACUCGUUUACCGGAACCCUCGUCCAUACUGCCAAAUGGGAUCACCAACUUAAUCUCAAUGGCAAGACAGUGGGCAUCAUCGGUAACGGAUCGACAGGUGUUCAAGUAAUUACAGCCAUCGCACCGAAAGUCCACAAACUGGUAUCUUUUCAACGACAUCCACAAUACUCUGUUCCAAGCGGGCAAGGACUUAUUCCAGAAGGCUAUCGCAAAGGAAUCAAUGCCGACUAUGACAAUAUCUGGCAACGAGUGUGGUCAUCUUCAACUGCGUUUGGUGUUCCCGAGGUCUCUAGGGAGACGAUGCAAGCCAGCCCCGAAGAGCGACAAGAGGCUUUCGAGACUGUUUGGAAGCAGGGCAACGGGUUUCGAUUUAUGUUUAGUGCGUUCGGAGACUUGACGACUAAUCCUGUUGCCAAUGAAGAGGCUUGUAAGUUUAUUCGUGGCAAGAUUGAUGAGAUUGUCGAAGACCCGCGCAAAGCUGCAGCAUUGAAGCCAAACGAACCUUACGCACGACGUCCGCUUUGUGAUACCGGCUACUAUCAGACCUUUAACCGAGAUAAUGUGGACAUUGUUGACCUAAGGAAAACAAGCAUCGAGCGAAUAGCCCCGGAAGGUGUCCAGACAGCCGAUGGAACACUUCAUCACUUCGAUGUCUUGAUCUUUGCCACUGGGUUUGAUGCUAUUGAAGGCAACUAUUUGCGUGUAAAUAUCACUGGCCGCGGAAACAAAUCUCUCCAGGACCAUUGGCAUGAAGGUCCCACAGCUUAUGGAGCAGUCUCAUGUGCAGGAUUCCCCAAUAUGUUCCUCGUUUCUGGUCCGCAAGGCGCGUUCGCCAACUUCCCAGUGGUUAUCGAAAGCGAAAUCGAGUUUCUAGCAGCUUGCAUCGAGCAUACCGAGAAGCUAGAAAGCGCGGAGAGCAUGGAAGUGUCCGAGGAGGCUGAGAAAGGUUGGAAUUCGUUAUGUGAUAAGUUGGUUGAAGGGUCACUCUUCAAGGGUACGGCUAGCUGGAUCUUCGGUGCUAACGUCAAGGGGCGGAAGGCAAGCACGAAAUUCUACUUUGGAGGAUUGAAUAAAUACCGGGAUUGGUCAAAACAUGAAAUUUCCCAGGGCUUCCCAAGUUACCACGCAUCUUAG